AUGGCGAUGCCAAUGAUUAGCAGGGAAGGAUGCGGCGGCGGCGGCGGCGGGCACUACUCUCCUCCGUCGUCGUUCAGGCACAUGCUCAAGUCCUCCAUCUGCUGCUUCACCCCCGUGGGCCACCACCCCCACGAGAUCCUCGACCCCGAAGGGGAUGACGAUUAUACAGAUAAGCCGGCAGUGAGGUCGAGCUGUGACCUCGAGAUCCGGGAAAUGUGCCGCCGCGGGUUCGCGGGGAGGAGAUCCGGCGGCGGACGCAACCGUAGGCGCUACAGAUCCGAGGAUUUCAGGUACGAUCCGGCGAGUUACUCGUUGAAUUUCGAGGACGAGGCUCACCGGGAGGACGAGCUGGCGCUCAGCGGCUUCGCCGCCAGGCUGCCGGCCACUCCCGACAGGUAUUCGGUGGCGGAGAGCUGGAAGGGCAGCAAGGCUCCGUCGGCGGCGGAAGGAGGUCGGAGGAGGGAGGUCACUGUUUGGAGUUGA
Linum tenue is the source of this 483-nucleotide messenger RNA. Lineage: Eukaryota; Viridiplantae; Streptophyta; Magnoliopsida; Malpighiales; Linaceae. The record is from the annotation of a GenBank genome assembly.